AUGUAUUACUGUCGAUUGUAUGAGAUUCUUUUAUUUUUCUUUUCUCUGGUGCUAAUGAUGACGAAUAUUAAUAGUACGACAUUAUCUGUAGAAAAUCAAUCGUCAAGUAUUCAUCUUAGAGCUCCUAGUUUUAGUGGUAUUUAUCAUACUAAUCUAUUAUCUCAUUCUCCAUCUCAAAUUCUGAAUAAAAAUGAAAAUGAAAUGAAAUUAAUUUCUAAACAAAAUCAAUUAAAUCCAUGUAAUAAUGGUUCAUAUAUAAAAACAAAUGGAACAACAUGUGGUCUUAAAGAAAUUAUGAUUGGUCGUUGUAAUGAAUAUCAAUAUAUAAAACGUGGCCUUUAUCUAUCAAAUACCACUGAAAUUAAAAAUUGUACAAAACUUUAUGAAUUAUUUGAAUCUGCUGCUCGUUAUAAAUCAUAUUGUAAUACGAAUAUGAGUACAUAUGAAAGUUAUUUUCAAUAUGCUCUUGAUGGUGUACAUGUAAUUAAUCGAGCCUUGUUUUGGAGUGGUACUUAUGGUUUAGCUCAUGCUUAUAGUAAUCGUGGUAUUAAUUAUAUUACAUUAGAAGAUACAUUAGCCGCAGCUAUGGCUGAUGGUUUAUUAUGGUGUGGAAAAGAAAAUGAUACUGAAGGUUUUGAUUACGUAAGUUGUCCAAGAAAUUGUAAAGAUAAUAUUUGGGCUGAUGAUGCUUUUUGGGGACUUGCGUCAAGAACGUAUGCUCAAAAAGUAGCUGGUGAAAUUUAUCUUGUUUUAAAUGGAAGUCGAACUGAUGGUCAUCCAUCAUUUCGUAAUGGUUCAUAUUUUACAACAUAUGAAUUACCUAAUCUUCAAAAAACAGGUCAAUAUCGAGUUACGAAAAUGAUUGUUUUACUUAUGCAUGCACCUGAUCAAAAAGUUAUUGAAAAAUGUGGUGAAAAAAGUUUACGUAGUUUAGAAACUAUUAUUCGAGGUUAUAAUAUUGAUUAUGCAUGUAAAGAUGAUCCAGAAGAAUUAAUUUUAAUUAUGUGUAGUGAUCAAUGGGAAGCACGAGAGUGUCAAAUAGCACGUAAAGUUUUAAGACAACAAUGGAAUAUAAAAGUAUAUGGAAAAUCAAAUACUAUUUAUCAUUCUAUAUCAUUUUUAUUUUUAUUUUCCAUUAUAAUAAAUUAUUUUCUUUAA
Messenger RNA from Rotaria sordida, 1158 nucleotides. NCBI's taxonomy places the organism in Eukaryota, Metazoa, Rotifera, Eurotatoria, Philodinida, Philodinidae. The record is from the annotation of a GenBank genome assembly.